Molecule: messenger RNA, 501 nt
Organism: Anisakis simplex (herring worm)
Lineage: Eukaryota; Metazoa; Nematoda; Chromadorea; Rhabditida; Anisakidae
Source: the annotation of a GenBank genome assembly
GAUUUCCUAAUCUACACAGCCGAAACCGACCCUCUUCAUUAUCCGUUGCCAGCACCGAAAGAAGCAUCGAAUGCGCUCAAAAUUGAAACACUGAAAUUGGUGAAGAAAUGGCAUCAGAAAUUCGCAUUCGCUUAUCCAAAACUCAAUCACACCGUCCAGUUUUUGCGGUCAUCGAAAUCGUUCAACUUUGAAGAAGCUGAUGCUCAACUCGAGGCCGAACGAGUUCGUGCAGAAGAGGCCCAGCAAAGACUGGAGGCGAGAGGAAGACGAUGCCUUGAGCUUGUAACGAAUCAGAUGAACGAAAAACGCGAUGAUAUCGAGCGAUGUAUACAUGAGGCGAGAAAUGCCCUCGAGCUGCUCGUACCCAAAUUCGUUGAUCCGAACGAUUUGGUCGCCGAUUGUCCUUCAGAAUCUUCCUUUCCGACGACGAACGUUUCUUCGUUGCGAAAGGAUGCAGAACAAGAGGCUAGUGAAUUAUGUGAGUUGACGAAUCAGAUCUAG